Armigeres subalbatus is the source of this 3420-nucleotide messenger RNA. RefSeq lists its product as uncharacterized. The record is from RefSeq and is a predicted model, not a curated record. Gene Ontology annotation, biological process: DNA integration. NCBI's taxonomy places the organism in Eukaryota, Metazoa, Arthropoda, Insecta, Diptera, Culicidae. The coding region runs from base 1 to 3420 and encodes 1139 amino acids. Gene Ontology annotation, molecular function: nucleic acid binding. The transcript has a single exon.
AUGUUGCACUCUGCCGAUGGUUUGAGGCCAUCCAACGAAUCGUCCUCUGCUCGCAUUUCCAUGCCAACACAAGCUACCCAAUCUAACGCUCGUUCUAAUGUCGAGUCGAUUCCCCAAUCGACAGUAGCAGCAACUGAAUGUGUUUCUCGAGUCGUUGCCAAUGCAUCCGCCCCAGGGCCUCGGGAAGAUGUGUUUCUCUUAACGGUAUUGGUGAAAGUCGUCGAUGCGUACGGUCAGGACCAUUUAGCUCGUGCCUUGCUUGAUAGCGCUUCCCAGCCAAAUCUUAUAACUGAUCGCCUAGCACGCAGGCUACAGUUAAAGAGAGAUGCAGUGAAUGUUACCAUCCAAGGAGCUGGGAACUUGUCUAAAAGGGUUCGAGAGUCAAUCUAUGCUCGUAUAAAAUCGCGGAAUGGAGACUUCGAGUGUGGUGCAGAAUUUCUGUUAAUGGACACCGUGACAGCGGACCUCCCAGCUCAAGAUGUCCCAGUUCAAAGCUGGCAGAUUCCCCAAAAUUUGUCGUUAGCGGAUCCCUCAUUUAACAAGAAGCAUCAAAUCGACAUGGUACUUGGCGCAAAGCAUUUUCAUUCCUUCUUCCCUAGUACCGCUCGCCUGCAACUAGCAAGUAAUUUACCGAUUUUAGUUGACAGCGUAUUCGGAUGGGUCGUUACGGGGUCUGCCAAUAUGGUUCAUCCCGCUCAACAACAAUCUUCCAGUCCCAAUGUCGUCGCAGUUUCCAUGAUGACUCUAGAAGAGAGUAUGGAACGAUUUUGGAAAACGGAGGAGCUAACUGUUGGUGAAAAUUAUUCCCUCGAAGAGCGCUACUGCGAGAACCUUUAUAAAUCCACCACAUCGAGGCGCGACGAUGGCCGUUAUAUAGUCCGUUUACCAAAGAAAGCUGAUUUUCCUGGGAUGCUUGGAGAGUCCAAGACCAGCGCUCUUCGACGUUACGAUCAACUCGAACGACGCCUGGAUCGUGACUCGAAAUUGAAAGAGGAAUAUCACCAAUUUAUGAAGGAAUACCUCUCCCUCGGCCAUAUGAGGCUGGUCGAGACGGACGACGGUACAAAUUAUCCUGCAUACUAUUUGCCCCACCACCCAGUGAUGAAGGAAGAUAGUACGACUACGAAAGUUAGAGUCGUAUUCGACGGUUCGGCUCGUACUUCUACCGGCUUCUCAUUGAACGAAGCACUAUGUGUGGGUCCGGUGGUCCAAGAUGACCUACUUUCUAUUAUACUACGAUUCCGAACCCAUUCAGUCGCACUCGUCGGAGAUAUUGCCAAAAUGUACAGGCAAGUGCUGGUUCAUCCUGAGGACUUAUCUCUGCAACGUAUUCUAUUCCGGUUCUCCAAAGACAUCCCUGUACAGGUCUACGAACUUUUGACCGUAACCUAUGGUCUAGCCCCAUCAUCCUUUCUGGCCAUUCGGACUCUGCAGCAGCUCACAAUGGAUGAAGGUGAUGCAUAUCCUAUGGCUGGACCGUCGUUGUGUAAAAAUUUUUAUGUCGAUGAUUAUAUUGGAGGAGCUAGUUCCGUCGAAGAAGCCAUUAAGCUCCGCUCAGAGCUUUCGGAGUUGCUCAACAAAGGAGGAUUCGAGCUAAGAAAGUGGACGUCAAAUCGCUUAGAGAUUCUUCAGGGACUUACACACGAUCAAAUUGGAACCCAAUCAAGCCUAUGCUUUAGCCCUAACGAAACCAUCAAGGCCUUAGGAAUUCGUUGGGAACCAGAGGCUGAUCAACUUCGCUUCGAGUCGCAGAUACAGCCAAGAGAAACCCAUCCUACAAAAAGAUCCAUCUUGUCAGAUAUCGCCAGGUUGUUUGACCCGCUCGGUCUAAUUGCACCGAUUAUUGUGAAAGCAAAAAUCCUAAUGCAGGAGCUAUGGUCUCUUUCCUGUGACUGGGAUGAUCCCGUUCCACCAACUAUUCGUUUGAAAUGGGAACAUUAUAGGCACGAGCUACCAAAAAUCGCCCAUUACAGAGUUGACCGUUACGCAUUUCUUCCUGACGCCAGCAUUGAAUUGCACACUUUCGCCGAUGCAUCGAUGUCUGCAUAUGGAGCAUGCACGUACGUUCGUUGCGAAGACAGCCAGGGAAACGUGAAAAUUCGAUUACUGGCAUCGAAAAGCAAGGUUGCGCCUUUGAAACGACUGUCUGUCGCCCGAUUGGAGCUGUGUGCUUGUGUACUGGCGGCGCAUCUACAUCAUCGUGUAAAGGAAUCAAUUGGCGUCCCUGUAUCAGCAUCUCAUUUCUGGUCGGAUUCAGCGGUAUGUCUAUACUGGAUUCGUGCACCCCCAAAUACUUGGAAGAUAUUCGUUGCUAAUAGGGUCUCUGAGGUGCAACAUUAUACACACGGCGGACGCUGGCAUCAUAUAUCUGGAACAGAAAAUCCGGCCGAUUUAGUGUCCCGUGGGAUGACAGUCGACGAAUUCGUCAGCAGCAAUGUUUGGAAGUAUGGACCGGUCUGGUUGGCAAACCCACAAGAUACCUGGCCGAUAUCGAAUCCAGCCGCAGUACUCAAAGAGGAUUUGGAGGAAAAGCACGUCGUCGUAGCAGUCCAAACUAUACCCAGCAUAAAUCCUUGGUUCCUACGGUGGUCAUCUUAUACGCGCCUGCUUCAUACAAUCGCAUACUGCCUUCGGUUUGCUGCUAGAACUCGUACCAAGACUAGAACACAACCCAGUGAAUCUCUACAAGAAAAUGUCGACCCAAGAAUACUUACCGUCGAAGAACUUGCCCAUGCCAAUGCCCUGCUAGUCCGAUUCGCCCAGCAUGACGCUUUCAAAGAAGAAAUAAACGAACUCCAACGUGGCAACCCGCUCUCGAAGAAUUCGCCUACCAGACGGCUUCAUCCCUUCUUGGAUCCAAAGAGAAUCAUGCGAGUUGGGGGUAGGCUAAACCUUUCCCAGCUGCCCUACCAAUCAAAGCACCCUGCCCUCCUACCCAAAGGCCAUCCGUUUUCCCAGUUGAUCGUCGAAGAUUACCAUCGCCAACUGCUCCAUGGCGGCGGGCGUCUACUUCUAUCCACGAUACGCGAAAAAUACUGGCCUUUGAAUGGAAGAAAUCUCGUUAAAAGUGUCGUCCGGAAUUGCUUUCGCUGCUCACGGCACCGUCCGGUUCUUGCACAACAACAAAUCGGACAGCUGCCAGCUUCGCGGGUCAUACAAAAUCGCCCAUUUUCGAUCACGGGUGUGGACUAUGCCGGUCCUCUGUAUUUGAAGCCAAUCCAUAAGCGUGCUGCUCCCGCAAAAGCUUACCUGGCAGUCUUCGUUUGUUUCACUACUAAAGCUGUCCACUUAGAAUUAGUGGGAGACUUGUCUACUCAGGCAUUUCUUGCCGCCUUGCGGAGAUUUAUUGCCAGACGAGGAAUGCCAGCCCAUAUCCAUUCGGAUAAUGGUAAAAUUUCGAAGGAGCUAAAGGUGAACUGA